UCCUAUCACAGUGCAUUCUAACUAAACCCGGAUGUCCAUUACAUCCUCCGCAAAUACGCGGAGGCUGGCGCUAGUUAGGAUAGAAGCCAAGUACAGAAUUGCACAAUGUGCAAAUAGUUUCCUCUGGAAAUGGUAACAGAACAUAUGAAAAAAAAGAGAGGUGUUUUACAUUAGAUGAUUAUCCCCCAUUUCUCGGUGUAGCUAGGACGAUGGAGCACAUUUUAACGCCUAAGGUGGAAGAAGUUCAAUUGUUGGAUCGAUACACUGCAAAGAAGCCAGCCAUUGGCACACUCUAUCUAACAGCGACCCACCUCAUAUUUGUAGAGACAUCAUGUAACACUCGCAAGGAAACCUGGAUUAUACACCAUCACAUUGCCACAGUAGAGAAACUCCCUCUUACAGGCACAGGAUACCCACUUAAUAUUUCCUGCAAAAACUUCCAUGUGGUACAUUUUGUCAUUCCCAGUGAGAGGUACUGCCAAGAUGUGUAUCACUCUCUGCUCAGACUCUCCCAACCAGCAAAACUGGAAGAUUUGUUUGCUUUUCUCUACAACCCGAAACAAGAUGAAGAUGACAGAAGAAAUGGUUGGGGCUUUAUUGACUCAGCCAUGGAUUUCAAAAGAAUGGGAUUGCCAAAUGAGUUUUGGGAACUGACAGACCUCAACAAGAACUAUGAGCUUUGUAGCACAUAUCACUCAGAACUGGGCAUUCCCAAAACUGCAAGGAAGGACACUGUCUUGGGGAGUGCCAAAUUCAGGAGCAGGGGACGCCUUCCUACUCUCUCCUACUACCACAAGGAAAGUAAUGGUGCCAUUUGCCGGUGUAGCCAGCCACUGUCUGGCAUUAGUGCUCGAUGUUUAGAAGAUGAGGAGAUGCUUCAGGCAAUCAGCCGGGCUAAUCCUAAUAGCACCUUCAUGUAUGUGGUGGAUACCAGGCCUAAGUUGAAUGCCAUGGCCAAUAGAGCUGCAGGCAAAGGAUACGAGAAUGCGGACAACUACUCCAACAUCCGCUUUCAGUUUGUGGGCAUUGAAAAUAUUCAUGUCAUGAGAAACAGUCUGCAGAAGCUUCUGGAAGUGUGUGCUAUGAAGUCUCCAACUAUGAGUGACUACUUGACGGGACUGGAGAAUUCAGGUUGGCUGCGCCACAUCAAGGCUGUGAUGGAUGCUGGAGUGUUUCUGGCUAAGGCUGUAGCUGACGAGAAGGCUAGUGUACUUGUUCACUGUUCAGAUGGCUGGGAUCGGACAGCUCAGGUUUGCUCUCUGGCCAGCAUUCUUUUAGACAACUUCUAUCGGACUAUCAAAGGACUUAUGGUUUUGAUAGAAAAAGAAUGGAUAUCGAUGGGUCAUAAAUUCACGCAAAGGUGUGGGCAUGUGGAUGGGGACCCAAAGGAAGUGUCACCUGUAUUCACCCAAUUCCUCGAGUGUGUCUGGAAUCUCAUGGAGCAGUACCCCUGUGGCUUUGAGUACAACGAGAAGUACCUUUUAGAAAUCCACAACCAUGUUUACUCCUGCCAGUUUGGAAACUUUAUUGGCAACUGUCAAAGGGAGCGUGAGGAGAUGCGGCUUAAGGAGAAGACCUUCUCUGUUUGGCCCUUUCUCUGGGAAAACCGUCAGCAGUACAUAAAUCCUCUGUACAAAUGCUCAUUAGGGAGAGAAGUUCUGAGGCCAAGCACUUUGCCAUUGAAUUUCAAGUUUUGGUGUGGCAUGUACAAUCAUUUUGACAAGGGCAUGCAGCCAAAGCAGUCCAUUCUUGAUCACCUGCUGACUAUAAUACAGAAAAGGGUAGAGGGUGAGAAGAAGAUGACAGAUUUCCAGAGAAAGUUGGCAGUCAUGGAUGGGGUUCUGGCUGAUGAAUGCACUCUAAAAAGCAGACCACCUGAACAAACCUUGAUGCCUCCAGUAUCAGUUGCCCACACAUCCAAAAAUAUGCAAAUAAAAGAGGAGACCAUUAUUCAAUUGGCACCUACUGCUGGGAGCAAGCAGAUUUAACCAGCAGCUUUGGAAAAUGGAGUUCCUACUACAAAGGACACAGUUGAUGCCAAAGAUGAGGUUUGAAUCAAUUAAGUCCUGUUGGACACUGGAUGUCUUCUCCAUGGGGAUCCAACUGUUAUUUGACUGAUGUUUUUUUUGUUACUAUAAUGAUACAUAUUUUAGCGUCCAUAUAAUUUUAAGAUUUGCACUUUUAGGAAAAGGUCAUUUCAAUGUUUAAUUUGGUAUGUAUAAUAUAUUUUUCAGGAAGACCAGUGUUUCUGCUAGGAUUUAUUUUAGCAGUGCUGGAGAAGUUUGAGCGGUGAGACCUAGGGGUUGUAAUUGGUGUGGCAUCUCACCAGACAUUUAUGAGUUCCUCCUCUGGGAUGCAGAGAGACAAUGUUGUUCUGAAUGAAAUUCUCAAUGAAAGCUUGUCAGCUAAAGCUUGUACUCGUUUUGACACUAUUGAUGCCUUUGUAAUGCUAUCUGAGUCACGAGCAUUGUAACAAAAUACGUUUGUGUGUACAGACCUUUUCCAGAUCAAAAUAUCUCACUUCCAGAACGUUUGCGAAUGUGUUGAUCACUUUCUUUGGCCCACUGACCAAAGGAUGUUAAAAAGACGUUUGUUAGGUGGAUAUCUCAGGUGUAUGUUUUUAUACACAGUUUAUGUUCAGCUAUAGAGUACAGGCUACUCUGAAAUUAACUUGUAUCAAAACUGAAUUCCUAUUCGCAAGAUCAGUGAUUAUGAUAAUCAACAGGGUGAAAUAUAACUUUAGUAUAUAUAUAUAUAUAUGUAAGAUAAAAAAAAACACCUAAUUCAAUAAUAAAUGUUAUUAAAGUAUUAACAUCUAUGCUGCAUCCUUUUGCAUUUUAAUAAGUUCAUUUAAAUUGAUUUCAGUUGAUGGUGUAAAAAAUAUAUACACCCCCUUCGAACUCUUUCACAAUUUGACAGAUCAGGGCCCUUUUUCACUUAUCAAAACACUGGCACACAAGUGGAUUUUUAGGUGGCGUGGAUGAUGAGACACCUAAUGCAUUACAGUGAACCAGUCUGAGAGCUGAUUGGCGCUUGUAUUUUGCCUAUGAGUGUGCUGUUGAACAUGUGAAAUGCACAUGCACAGGAGUGUUAAACUCUGAAUAUUUUGGUCCUGCACACAAAAAAACAGGAAGUGGAAUGCUGAUCUGUUUUUAUUAUUAUUUAUUGGAGUGGCUGUCACCACUUCUAACUUAAUAUACUGUAUUGUAAACACUGAAUACUUUUAAGGGUAAUUUUUGCAUCUACAAAUAUUUCACAAAGUCGUUUUUAGUAUGCUUAAGAAGCCAGCUCUAUUACAUAAAACAUUUUAAGGGUUGCUUUAUGAAUAGACAAAGUUAAUGAAAUACCCACAUAAGAAAUGCAAUGCACUGUAAAAGUAUGGGCCACAAUCUGAUUUUAUUUUAUGUUGUGCUUUUGAUUCCCAUACUGAAUUGUUGAGACAUUUAUUUGUAUUUCCUUAAUUGUGAGAACAUGCUACUAAAAUGAGAUCUUUGUAUAACUUAGAAUUUUGUAAAAAUGGGUAGACUACAAGCAACAUCAACUGAUCGGUUUGGGUGGAAUUGUAGCCUGACAAAAUAGCAAAAAAUGUCUACUUUUAAAGUAUGUCAGAGUAAUGAAGUUGCUGUACCAGAAAUUAGGCAUGUGUACGUUUUAAAGCAAUGGUCAAAAUUAUGUAUAAAUACACUGCUCAAAAAAUUAAAGGGAACACCUAAAUCACAC
Esox lucius (northern pike) is the source of this 3720-nucleotide messenger RNA. RefSeq names its product myotubularin related protein 8 (gene mtmr8). Gene Ontology annotation, cellular component: nuclear envelope. Gene Ontology annotation, molecular function: phosphatidylinositol-3,5-bisphosphate phosphatase activity. The transcript has 14 exons. Bases 210 to 1988 code for a protein of 592 amino acids. Gene Ontology annotation, biological process: negative regulation of autophagy; dephosphorylation. NCBI's taxonomy places the organism in Eukaryota, Metazoa, Chordata, Actinopteri, Esociformes, Esocidae. The record is from RefSeq and is a predicted model, not a curated record.